AUGUUACGAAACUCUUCUCGAAGCUUUCAGGUCUCGCUUCACCAACAGCAACAGCGACAUCAACAAGAAUGGUUCACCUCUCGCCGUGCAUUUCUCUCCGAGUUUGACUCGCUGAUCGACUCCGCCAAAGAGUACCAAAUCCCACCACAAACUAUCGACGACCGAGUACGGGAAGAGCGGAGCAGGUGGUAUGCCGAGAGAGUGCGCGGCUCUUUGUUGAGGUUGAUGGUUGAGGACCCUUCGGGCCGAGAGGAGGUUUUUGAGAAGUUGGAGGACCUAUCUAUCCCGAAUGCAGGGGGAGACCCGAUCGGCUUGGCGAUGGAGAUUGCUCAGUUUCUGAGUAAGGGACCCUUAGGCUCUUCGGCAGCUGAGCAAGGGGUUGCCAAAGACCUACCAGAAAGACUGGCCACCGCAAAUACCGACGCAGGGAAGGCGGAGGCUUUGAAGGAGGAGUUUUUCAAGGCUGAUGAUGGCACCGUACCGGAGGACCAUCAGAAAUAUCUUGACAUGCUUCUAUACCAGGGGUCAUCGAUGGAGCAGGUGGUGGAUCGGAUCCUGGAGGAGAGGCAAGCUGCGACCGGCGCUCGAGACCAGACAAACAAACUGAACCAGCGGCUGGAUGAGCUCCGCAGGGCGCGGGCCGCUCACGAGGCACAGAAAACGCGAAAAGCGCAGCGGAGGGAAAGCCUGGCACAGCAGAAAGUCCCAGACGAGCUGUACGAACUCCCUGCCUGUGCUGUCUGCGGCAACACAACAAACCCAGGGGACUUCUUCUGCUGCAGCAUAUGCACCAUCCUCGCGAGCAGCGGUGUACAGGAGAAGCAGACGGUAUUUUGCUCCGAAACUUGCGACAAAGAGGGCCAUCCCGCGCACAUAGCGACACACACGUGCUCCUCUGGCCUGUUUUGCACCCAACAACAACACCCACAGCCCCGCCCCGGUACCACCGCACACGGCUCGGACAAGUACAUCACAGACGGCGGCACAUCCGCACCGUCACAAAACGACAUCCGCUUCUGCACCGAGUGCCUAACCACCCUUAAACAAGCGAGCAUAUGGUGCUCCCUCGCCUGCGCCGACGCAAACUUCCAGACGCACCGCGAGCAAGUCCACAUCCCAGCGCGCAAUAGGCUAGGCCUGGCCGUCAAUGACGAGCAGCAGCUCGAGUACCUCCCUCUCCCGGAUAAUAACACCGGGGACGGCAGCGGCAGCAGAAAGUACCGUGCCAAGGAUGUUGGCGGCUUCACGACUUCGUUGGGGGAGGCGGUUCAGGAGUGGGAGGAGCAGAAUCGCGUGAGGCUGCAAAGUGCUGCUGUUUGACGGGGAGGGGGGUGUAGUAUAGGGUGGCGAGCUGGGGUGGUGAGCUUGUUUCUAGGAAUCUGUACGGUGUGUGAUCUGUCUCGGUAGAUAUAUACUAAAGGUGUCGUCGGGAACGGUGAAGUGAAGGGGAAAUCCAUGGCUCUUCGCUCCCUGUUGCUGUGUUUUCAUGCAGCUACGUGGUCGCUUCCUCUCCGGUGUCUCGUCACUCAUGAUAUCAAGCAGGCCACUGACAACUGCGAGAAAUCAAAACAGACCAAAACAUCGUGUUGAUUUAGAAUCUAACAACAUACACUAACAACAACGGCACCGCCCAAG
Molecule: messenger RNA, 1635 nt
Organism: Parathielavia appendiculata
Lineage: Eukaryota; Fungi; Ascomycota; Sordariomycetes; Sordariales; Chaetomiaceae
Exons: 3
Coding region: 1-1320 (439 amino acids)
Source: RefSeq, a predicted model, not a curated record